Molecule: messenger RNA, 2550 nt
Organism: Pseudopipra pipra
Lineage: Eukaryota; Metazoa; Chordata; Aves; Passeriformes; Pipridae
Product: spermatogenesis-associated protein 16-like
Exons: 13
Coding region: 219-1994 (591 amino acids)
Biological process (GO): spermatogenesis
Cellular component (GO): Golgi apparatus
Molecular function (GO): protein binding
Source: RefSeq, a predicted model, not a curated record
UCUAACUGAUCUCACUGGAACUGGGCCUGGAGCCACCAAAGCAUUCCUGAGCAGCAUUUCUGGAGCACGAACAGUGCCCAGUGUGCCCCAACAAUGUUUGUGGGACCCCCAGGGCUGUGGGGACGGGGUGGCAGUGCAGGUGGGGGGCCAGCAGGCAGUUGGGCCUCCCCAACCGCCCCAGAUGUGGCGUUUGAACCUGGCAACUGCCAGAACGGCUGAUGGAGACCCAGCAGGUGUCUCAGGGGCUUGGACUGAGACAGUGGUUCCCUUCCCACAUGUUUCCUCAAGAGGGAUCUUCCUCAAGAGCCCCUGAGGCGUGGCAGGAGGCAGAGGAACACAAAGAACAGCACAGGACUGGCACAGACAGAGGAAACUGUAAAACGAAAGGAGACAGCCACGAAGAUCUGACUGGGACAAAAGCAGGAGCACAACUGGAGCCUGGUGCGGGGAUAUUCCCGAACCCUCCGCUUCACAUCCCUCCGGGCAAACUCAGGGAAAUAGAAGCUCAGUUGGUCUGCGCCGACGAGGCAGACACCGAGUUUGGGUUUGGCGACUUGGCGUUGCCUGGGGUGACCCCACCAGCACAUCAGGCUCCUGCCAAAUCCCCCGAGGGCAGCCCCUGGCGCUGCGUGGACGCGCGGCUUCAGCUGCCCCUGCAGGAGGGCAGCGCUCGGUACAGGCAGGAGCAGUUCGCGGCAGCGGCGGCCAAGUUCUCCACGGCGCUGGAGCUUUGCAGUAGAGGCUUUGCUACAGAGGAUCCCUUAAAGUCCUCUCCAGAUGAUAUUUCCAGAGUUGCCAGUUUUAUUGAGUCAAAACUUGUCAUCUGUUACUUAAAACUGGGGCAGCCUGACAUUGCUCUGAGUCAUUCACACAGGAGCAUCAUUGAGAACCCCUCUUAUUUCCGCAAUCACCUCCGCCAGGCCGCUUGCUUUCGAUGCCUGCAGAGAUACUCAGAGGCUGCCAGAAGCGCCAUGAUUGCUGACUGUCUGUACAUCCUGGCAGGGGGCACAGCCCUGGAGACAAGUGACCUCAUCCAGCUCUACUGGCAGGCUCUGAUUCAAGAAGCCCUCAGUGGAGAAGUGUCUUUUUCCGUUCUGUACACACCUUUUGAGAAAGAGGAUGAGGCUGACAAAAUAAAGGAGGCCAAUAAAAGCUUUGCUGAGAAGCACCCUGAUUACGUGCAGCACAUAUUCACAGAUCCUCAUGGAAUUCACCUGUUGCCCGAGAGAGCUGAGUCUCUGCCUGACCAAGAGUACUUACUGACUUUGGGCUUCAGAAACAGAGAGAUUGGAAAAACUGUGGAAAAGUCUGUAAUUCGAAAACUGCCAAUCUGCCCAGGUCAGAAAACAGCUUUCAGUCCCAGCACGGAGGAAGAAACAGAAACAUUUUGGGAAAAUACUGGGAAAAAGAUCAUGGCAGUCAUAAAUUUUAUAGGAAGCACCAAAAUAAAGGACAAGCGCAGCCCGUGCGCCCGCGCCAUCGAGCACUUCCACCGCGCCAGCCUGCUCGGCCGCCUGCAGAGAGGGGAGGAACAGGCCCAGGUGAUGGCCCAGGUGAUGGCUGAGCUGGCCACCAUUCCCUACCUGCAGAGAGUCUCUCAGGAGGAUGACAAGCUGCUGCAGUCACUGAUGGCAGAUGCCAUGGACGUCCUCGCAGGAAGAACCAGAGAUCGUGUGUGGACUAAAAUACAGAAGGUGGCACGAAUAGAAGAGGAGCUGAGGGAAGGAGAAGAGGAUUUCUUGAGGAACCGGAGGGUGCAAACGCCCGGAGUGGAAAACAUGACCUGGACCCCGAUGGGACAGGAAUAUCUGAGGCUGGAAAACACAAACAUGUUCAUUCCCAACCCACGCAGCUUGGCCACAGAGUCAAAAAAAAGAUACUUUGAUGACCCUCUCUUAAGGAGAAGGAAGAACCUAAAAAUCCUAAAUUAUCAGCUCACUGUGAGACCUGAGGAGGUGGAGGAAAAACCUUGUUCAUUCCCAAUACAACAGUGAUCCAAAACCACCGUAACAGAUACAAUAGACAUGGACACACCUUCACUAGUGAGUGCAGGGUGAGGCCUUAAGACCCUUUGAGUUUCUUAUUUUUCUAAUUUCGUAAGCUUUAUGAUUUUUAUAAGUAGAAGUAGAUUUUAGAAGCAGCAGCCCUUGUUCCCUCACCCUGCAGCACAAGUAUUUUACACAAUCCUCAACCCUCUUCCCCCAUUCCCUGCACCCCAAAUCAAUCCCACCCCUGAAUUCAGCAGAAAUGUUCAGUCCUUCGUCAAGGCAAGGCCUCUGCUGUUUGGAGAACACUCCUAUCUUGGCCUGAACAACAGAACACAGUCAAGAACUGGGUGACCACGUCCCCUUUGUGCUCUGAGGAUGGUGAUGGUGAUGAAGAGGUGGUCCCAAAAGGUCCCCAGACCCAAUUCCCAGGGGGUGGGCCAGGGGAGGACCAGAGCAAAGGCUACAGGGUGGAAACACUUGGGAUGGGACAGAUGGUAUUAUAGAAUGUAACAUAACAUCUAUGCCUUGGCACAAAUUAAACCCUUUCCUUAUCUCACCCUCA